Messenger RNA from Mycotypha africana, 204 nucleotides. Its product is annotated as CCAAT-binding transcription factor, subunit B. Gene Ontology annotation, cellular component: CCAAT-binding factor complex. Lineage: Eukaryota; Fungi; Mucoromycota; Mucoromycetes; Mucorales; Mycotyphaceae. The record is from RefSeq and is a predicted model, not a curated record. Gene Ontology annotation, molecular function: RNA polymerase II cis-regulatory region sequence-specific DNA binding; DNA-binding transcription factor activity, RNA polymerase II-specific. Bases 1 to 204 code for a protein of 67 amino acids. The transcript has a single exon. Gene Ontology annotation, biological process: regulation of transcription by RNA polymerase II.
AUGGAAGAAGAACCGUUAUAUGUCAAUGCCAAACAAUACCAUCGUAUCCUAAAAAGACGUGCUGCUCGUUUAAAACUUGAAGAAAUGCAUAAAUUAGAGAGAACACGAAAACCUUAUCUCCAUGAAAGUAGACAUAAACAUGCUAUGCGUAGACCAAGAGGACCUGGAGGACGAUUCUUGAGUAAGUUAAAUAUCAUGCGGUAG